AUGGAUCAUAUUUGGAACAGCAUAAAAGGUUUAUUUCACAAUGUUACCAGUCGACUGAGUGAUACCGAAAACGAAUCGUCAGAAGGGUCAAUGACGAAUAUCGAUUCAGAAUUAUCUGAUGAGACGGUAUUCCAGUCUCCUACGAGUCAUGAAAAUUCUGAAAAGUGUCAGGAAUCCGCCAAUUUUCAAAAUGAAGAAACAGUACCAUUGUUAGACCAGCAAUCAUAUUCUGAAUUAGAUAUAGUAGAUCCAAAUAAGAGUACUACAGAGUCUCAAAGAAAAGAAAUAGAAUACUGUAGUUUAUUAAACGAUUUAAAGUUAAAUCUUGACGUAAAGUUUACUUUAAAGAAAGCUAGGAUAGUGGAUAACAACACAAUUAAUGAUAAAGCUUUAACAUCUGCAAAUGAAAUUCCAAAGUAUAUUGUUGAAAAAUUAAUGAUAGUGGAUUAUCACGCGCGAGCAUUUAAACUAAAUCAUGUAAGCAUGGAACAAGCUAGCGCAACAUUUGAUGGAAGUGACGAUGAAGAUGAGGCACAUGAAGAAAUAAAAGAAACGGUGAAUCCUAUGGAUGCAUUUCUUGCUAUCUUUCAUUGCGCUGAUGAUUUUCUACGACAAGAUCUUGCCAUCAAAUUAUCAGCUUGUCAGCUCAGUGUUCCAUUUCUUCUGCCGGAUCCAGCGCAGCCUUCUGAGAAAAUUACAAUGCUGCUGUGGGCUUUAGAAGGAAUAAAGAAAUCAUGGAAAGCAGCGAGUGUCAACAACGAACACAUCAGAGCUCAACACGUCUUUGUUUUAGAACAUCCCUUUCCAAUUGUCUCUUUUAUUCGUGUUGGGACAAACGCGUUUUCAAAAUCCGUUUUAUUGAACAAGAUCAUGAGUGACGUGAAUGGGUAUCAUGAUUUCUUCUUCCACAAAGAUUGCAAAGGUGGUGGUACCGAACGAAAGAUCGUCGAUGGACUGGUAGAGUUGUGUUGGUAUCUUCCUGGAGAGAGAAAGCGUCAGGCAUUUCAAAAAGAGAUUUGUUUCGCAAAUCUAAGAGGAGACGCCAGAAGUUACAGGAAGCAGUUGAGCGUCCUUACAAAGAUUUCGUCUGUUGUAUUCCUGUUGCUACCAUCAGAAUAUCCACAACAGUCUACGAAAGACAUUUUGAUCGAGACAGCAAAAACAGAGCCAAAAGUGUUCGUUGUUUUUAAAGAGAGACCACAAGAAGAUGCAAAGCAAUAUUUUGAUGACUUCAAACGAGGACAUCCAGGUAAGUUAUCUUUUUUACAGAAGAGCACUCAAGCAAAUGAAGACGACUUUGUUGAAAUUAUACGACAAAAAAUUGAAAGGAAUAUCGUCACAUCCAAAUGUAUACCAUUGAAAAAGGUUGCUUCGUUUGUAAAUGAAUGCGGCAUCGACCUUGAUGAAAACUCUGACAUGAAUUCUCUUUGGCGGGAAAGUAUAAGUGCGUGGAUACAAAUGGGUCCCAAAGAUGCUAAAAUGAAAUUAAAGUUACAGACCCAGGUAGCUGCACUUGCAAAUUUAGAACGUGAGAAUUAUUGCCCAAAGCCACAAGCUAAUAAAUCUGAAAAUGAGCGUAUCGACGAUAUUUUUAAGAAGCAGCAGGAAGCACUAAAAUCCCAAAAAGACUCGUUUGCUAAAAUGGAUGAACAAAUCUGCAGGUGUCUCAAUCGAAUAGCGGUGAUGAAUGAUGUUCAACGACAGUAUGCCUUGACGAUCUUGAAGCAUGAUCUUGAUAAGAUGUCCCUGAAGGUCUUAGGAUCCUUGCAAGCACAAUAUCGUGAUGCCUGGCUCAACAUACAAAAGAAGAAAAAGCAACAGAGACUGAACAGCUCUGAACAGCAUUCCCUGUCAGACGAAGAGAUGCAUCUCAAGCAAUUAGAAGAGACAGUUAUAGAAAGCUCGUUUGGUUUGGAACAUAUUAUUAGAGAAAUCGCACAGAUGUAUCAACUUACAGAAAUAAGUCUUAUUGACUAUGCAGGAGCUGCAGCAGACAUGUUACUUGCGGGACAGCCUCUUGAACUGAUGGAUGGCGAUUCUUCGUAUAUUCCAUUCAAGUGGUUUAAUGCUGUAUUCAGUAAACUUGUACGCAAAACAAAUAACGCAAAACUAUUUGUGAUUUCUGUGCUAGGAAUUCAAAGUUCAGGUAAGUCGACAAUGUUAAACACAAUGUUUGGUCUAGAAUUUCCAGUAAGUGCAGGUAGGUGUACUCGUGGCGCUUUUGCUAGUCUCAUUCCUGUUAGUGAUUCCCUUAAGUCCGCAUCAAAUUUUGAUUAUAUUCUGAUCAUUGAUACUGAAGGUCUUAGAGGAUCUGGAGAUCCAGAGGUGCGACAACAUGACAAUGAGUUGGCAACUUUUGCAAUUGGUGUCGCUAAUCUAACCAUAGUGAAUAUCUUUGGUGAAAAUUACAAUGACAUGAAAGAAUUCUUGGAAAUUGCCGUGCAUGCUUUCUUGAAGAUGAAGCUGGUCAGGGAAAAACGAAUAUGUCAAAUUGUUCAUCAAAACGUAGCAGCCGUUGAAGCUUCAGAUGUUCUGGCCACUGAGCGCAUUACUCUCAAGAAGAAACUGGAUGAAAUGGCUAAACUAGCUGCUAUCCAAGAAAAUUGUGACGACGCAUUUCAAGAAUUGAACGAUAUCCUGUCAUUUGAUGAAAACGAUGACGUAUUUUAUAUUCCAAACCUUCUUCAAGGCAGCCCACCAAUGGCACCAGUGAACCCAGAUUAUGGAAGGGCUGUUCAGAAAAUAAAAGAAAAAAUCAUUUCAUUGAUGUGUUCACCAGAAAGAUCUUAUCAUCCCAUUUCCCAGUUUCAAAAACGUGUCUGCGAUCUUUGGAAAGCCAUCCUACGUGAAAAUUUUAUAUUUAGUUUCCGAAAUACAAUCGAAGUGCGGGCGUAUACAUCUUUAGAUCAAAAAUAUUUUGAAGAAUCUGUUAAAACGAUGGUGACGGGAAUGACGGAACUUGAAAAGAAGAUCCACGUAUCAUUAAUGAGAAGUUCAGCAGACGCUCGAGAGGAUAUAUGGUCCGUAAGUAAGAUGGAAAUACAAGAAAAAGCAGAGGAACUUGGCAGUAAAAUGGAAAAAGCAAUGGAAGAUUUCUUUGAAACGAACGAGGACAAGACAACUCUUGAACAAUGGAAGGAGAAUAUUAUGAAUAAAAUCAGGUACCUUCAGGAUUACCAGAUGAUGGAAAUCAUGCGAAAUUGUCAGGCAGCUUUUCAUUAUUGGCAAAGUCGACAAGAGGUGGAUAUAAAGAAACAAACAUAUGAAAAUGAGUUACUUGCAAAAGCUAGAACGUUUAUCUCUUCGGUUGAAGAUACGGAUGAUGUGGAAAGAUGUACGGCAAAAUUUGAGCAAGAAUGGCAACAAUGGAUUGAAUAUGUUCCUCCUUGCAUGGAAAAGCCACUUAAUAUUAAUCAAGAAAUGACAAAUGUUUUAUUUCAUACUGACAAAAGACUGACUGGAGAAAUGAAAGUAAAAUACAACGCACAAGGACGCAACUUGCUGAAUUUUAAGGAUAGUUUGCCAUCUAUUAAAAAUCAACUUAAUGUAGGGGGGUUCGAGAGAUUUCUACAAAUUUUUCGAAAUAACCCUCAACUAGUUAUGGAUGCAGAGAGAAUCCAAGACAAUGCGAUACGUGCUGCAAUUGAUUUUGCAAAAACCACUUCGAGGUCGGGUGUCAGAUGCAGACCUGAUGAUCUGAAGCGAAUGUACCAUCUUGUUAUCUCUACCAUUAAUAAGAAAACAAAGAAUCAGAAAUUUAAGUUUCCCACAGGUUUGUUGUGUGAUACAUUACUCUGCGCCUUUGCCAAUGCAUACAACGAUUUCUAUGAGAUGGAGGAACGCUACAUCCGAGAACGAGACAUAAGAGGUGAUCUGGAGAGAACCCUGCGACCAAAAUUGGAAAAAUAUUUCCUUAGCAUCUGUAAAGAGAUGCAAAAAGAAGUGCGUGCUGCUACGUUAAUGGUGGAUGUUCUUCAAAAAGCAAUGGAGUCAGAGUUGAAUAGAAGCAUGGUCCUGCGGUGGCAGGAGAAAUCUUGAAGAAAAAUGAAUUCCAAAGUAAAGGGCAAUUCCAUGCUAGUGUACUCAUUCAACUAGGAGAGGAAUGUAAGUUUCAGUCCUACACUAAUUAUCUUCGAAACCCUGUCAAAUUCCUCAGAGAUAAGUUGAUUCAGUCCAUUGGAUACUAUUGUUUAGCCAAUGCAGACAACUCAGUCAAUUUACUUCUACAAAACGAAGUGAAAAAGAUCGAAGAUAGAGUACUCGAAGCCAUUUCAAUUGCCAGUAGGUCUUCAAACGCAGCAACUUUUUCUCUCUGGAGAGAAGACUUUGUUGAUAACUGUUCAACACUUGAGAUAACUGCAGAAAUGUUCAAUGUGGCUGCGAUUGAUGAUGAUUUAAAAGAUUUUGAGAUGUUUGAAAGUCAACUCAUUAAGAUGGUGAAGGAAUUUUUGCAGUCUUUGGUUGAACGAGGAGUGAGUCGCAAAGUUUACACAACCUGGAAUCCAGCUCCCCAUCAAAAGUUACUGGACUUGAUGUUUGGCUGUCAGGAGUGUUGUCCAUUUUGCAAGGGCUUAUGUGACCAAACAGUUCGGGAUCACGCAGGUGGACACUCAACAAGGAUUCAUCGACCCCAGGGAAUAACUGGUUAUCGUGGUGUAAACACACAAAUUUUAGUAAAUUGUAUUUGCACCACUUCCGUCAGUAGCGACGGGAAAUUCAAAAAUGUCGACACAUCUGAUCAAUGGCAUCCUUACAAAGAGUACCAAACAGUCAACGAGUAUUAUAAAUCCUGGGCAAUCCCACCUGACCCAUCAUUUGAAGCAUCCACGUAUUGGAAGUGGUUUAUGGCAACAUUUUCACAGGAACUAGCGGAUUAUUAUGGUGCAAAACCACCAAAAAUUCCUUUAGCUUGGAAAAAUAUUUCUUUUGAAGAAGCAAGGAAACAACUUCGAGAAGAAUUUAACUUGGCGUAA
This is a messenger RNA of Paramuricea clavata, 4973 nucleotides long. NCBI's taxonomy places the organism in Eukaryota, Metazoa, Cnidaria, Anthozoa, Malacalcyonacea, Plexauridae. The record is from the annotation of a GenBank genome assembly.